Molecule: messenger RNA, 2526 nt
Organism: Protopterus annectens (West African lungfish)
Lineage: Eukaryota; Metazoa; Chordata; Ceratodontiformes; Protopteridae
Product: extracellular calcium-sensing receptor-like
Exons: 6
Coding region: 1-2526 (841 amino acids)
Biological process (GO): G protein-coupled receptor signaling pathway
Cellular component (GO): membrane
Molecular function (GO): G protein-coupled receptor activity
Source: RefSeq, a predicted model, not a curated record
AUGGGCAUUGAUGUUUACAGUAGGCAAGGAGAUAUUACAAUUGGUGGAAUAUUUCCAAUUUUCACAUGGAAAGUCCCACCCGAAAACACAUUUCAGGAGAUGCCAGUUACAGAAAUGUGUGAUAUUUUUCAGAUAAGAGAAUACCGCUGGCUGCAUGCCUUUAUCUUUGUCAUUGAAGAAGUGAACAAAAUGCCAACUAUUUUAUCAAAUAUCACCCUGGGCUAUGGCUUACGUGACUCCUGUGAUGAUGCAACCAGAGCUCUUGAAGGAACAAUGUGGCUGAUGACAGGUAAGGGUGGCAUCAUUCCAAACUAUCGCUGUCAUACUGGGAAUCCUCUAUCUGCAGUUAUAGGUGAUUCGUCAUCUAGAAUAUCAAUAACCAUGGCCAGGGUUUUAGGGCUGAACAGAUAUCCACAGAUAAGCUAUUAUUCAUCCGUUGCCCUUCUUAAUGACAAAGUUCAGUUUCCAUCUUUUCUUCGAACAAUCCCAAGUGAUGAAUAUCAGUCUAUUGGGAUUGCUUGUCUCGUUGUUCACUAUGGCUGGAACUGGGUUGGAAUCCUGGCAGAGGAAACUGACUAUGGACAAAUGGGAGGCAUUGCACUAAAAAAUGAGUUACAGAUGGUUGGUGUUUGUAUUUCAUUCUUUGAAAAUGUACCCACCGUAGCUACUGAGAACAGGAUUAAAAGUAUAGUUGAAACUGUGAAAUCAUCAUCUGCUGCUGGUGUUAUACUGUUUUCUAUAGCUGAUAGCCUCUUCCCCCUUAUGGACAGGUUUAGUAAAUAUAAUGAUUUUGGUAAAGUAUUUAUUGCGACAGAUGGUUGGAUUUCUUCUCCAAUGUUUUUCCAAAAAGAUUAUUUCAGCAUAUUAGAUGGUACAAUUGGAUUUAUGGUUCGAAGAGGUGAAAUGCCUGGUUUCAAGGAAUAUCUGUUUGCCCUUCACCCUUCUUCACAUUUAGAUUACCCAUAUGCAAAUAUAUUCUGGGAAUCUGUUUUUAAUUGCAAGUGGGCCAGUCCAAAUGGUGAACAAAUGGAGUAUAAUAUGCAUAACACUGACUACACAAACUGUACUGGAAAUGAAGAUUUACAUAAUGCUAAUAUUGCAUUUUUUGAUUUUAGUAGUCUAAGAAUAACCUAUAAUGUGUAUAAUUCAGUUUAUUCUAUCAUACAAGCAAUGCAUGACUUGCAGAUCUGUGUACCAGGAGAAGGACCUUUUACCAACGGGACAUGUGCAGAUAUAUAUACUUUCAAAUCAUGGCAGCUCCUCCAUUACCUGCGGAAUGUACACUUUCUGAAUAACGCAGGUGAGGAAGUAUUCUUUGACAUAAAGGGAAAUGCUCCAGCCAUCUAUGAUAUAAUAAACUGGCAAAAUUCUACCAGUGGAUUGCUUCAGUCUAAAAUAGUGGGUCGAUUUCUUUCUAGUAGUCAAAAGCCUAAGGAGCUUACCCUUUAUGACAAUAGUAUAAAAUAUAAUAAAGGGCAGACACAGGUCCCAUGGUCAAUUUGUAGCGAAAGCUGCCCUCCAGGUUACAGAAAGGCCCCACGAAAGGGGCAACCAGUCUGCUGUUUUGACUGUGUCCUCUGCUCAGAAGGUGAAAUUUCAAAUCAUAGUGAUUCUACUUUCUGCUUACAGUGCUUGGAAGAUCACUGGCCUAAUGCAAAACAGACUGUAUGUAUUCCAAAAACUGUGGAGUUUCUCUCAUACCAAGAAACACUUGGAACUGCAUUGGCAGCCAUCAUAGUUAUGUGUUCCUUCCUUCCGUGUGGUGUGCUGCUCUUAUUUCUCAAAUAUCGAGAUACCCCAAUUGUAAAAGCUAACAAUCGGGAACUCAGUUACAAUCUGCUUUUAGCACUGUCAUUGUGUUUUCUCUGUUCAUUGAUUUUUAUUGGACAACCAAAUCAAACAACAUGCUUACUACGUCAAGUUGCUUUUGGUAUAGUGUUUGUGCUCUGUGUCUCCUGUGUGCUUGCAAAAACUAUUAUGGUGGUUAUAGCUUUCAAGGCAACAAACCCAAAUAGUAAGCUAAGAAUGUGGGUUGGUUCUAAACUGUCAAAAAGCAUAGUGGUUGUAUGUACAUCAGUGCAGUUGCUUGUGUGCAUAUCUUGGUUGUGUAGUUGUCCACCAUUUCCACAAAACAACAUGAUGUCCCAGAAAGGAGUGAUAAUAAUUGAAUGUAAUGAAGGGUCUCAGGUGUUCUUCUGGUCAGUGUUGGGAUAUAUGGGCUGUUUAGCUUUCCUGUGUUUCAUAGUUGCAUUCUUUGCUCGAAACUUGCCUGAUAGUUUUAAUGAAGCAAAGUUCAUUACAUUCAGCAUGCUAGUUUUUGUCAGCGUCUGGCUGGCUUUUAUUCCAGCUUAUCUUACCUCUAAAGGAAGAUACAUGGUAAUGAUGGAAGUAAUAGCCAUACUGUUUUCGAGUUUGGGUUUACUUUUUUGUAUAUUUUUCCCUAAAUGCUAUAUAAUUAUGCUUAGACCAGAAAUAAAUACUAAAGAUUAUUUAACUGGUAAAGCAAAUCUGAAAACAGUGAAAUGA